Oncorhynchus tshawytscha (Chinook salmon) is the source of this 5364-nucleotide messenger RNA. Its product is annotated as teashirt homolog 3-like. Lineage: Eukaryota; Metazoa; Chordata; Actinopteri; Salmoniformes; Salmonidae. Gene Ontology annotation, biological process: regulation of transcription by RNA polymerase II. The record is from RefSeq and is a predicted model, not a curated record. Gene Ontology annotation, molecular function: DNA-binding transcription factor activity, RNA polymerase II-specific; DNA binding. Bases 298 to 3732 code for a protein of 1144 amino acids. The transcript has 3 exons. Gene Ontology annotation, cellular component: nucleus.
UGGAAAGACUGGGAUUUUCAUGCGAUGGCUACAGCGACGCUGAGAUGCUGCCUUGCUGGUUUUUAAAUUGCGUGUGAUGACUGGAUAUCGAAAUCCUCAUGGAUAACGCAGUUAAUCGACGGAUUGAAUCUACCCGUUCUUCAAUGUCUGCAUUUUUGUUUGAAAACUGCCGAUCUAUGUCAGCCUUCUGAAAGCGUCCCGGGUACCGUGUAAGGAAGCGCCGCUAUCAAAGAAGAGCGGACGAGCUAUAGGGAUCUCUGGGGCUAGAGGAGAACUCUUCAGAACCCCGAAAUAAGCAUGCCGCGGAGGAAACAGCAAGCGCCCCGGCGUGCGGCAGCGUAUGCCCCUGAGGAUGAGAAGGAGGCUGCCCUGCUCGAUGAGGACCUGGAGGGGGAGGACUCUGCCGGGGAGGAGGAGCCUGCGGUGAAGUACAUGUGCCAAGACAAGGACUUCCUUUUCAAUGACCGGCCUGGUUUCCACGACUCCCCCGUGGCCGACUUCUCCGGCCAUGAGUUGGACAAUGAGUCUCACCUGAGUGAGUCCAGUGACCGCAUGUCAGACUUUGAGAGUGCCUCUCUCAGAAAUGAGGAGGAGGUCGCGAAGGUGCCACUAACGCCCUUGUCGCUAUCUUCCUCUGUCACGAUGGCCACCAGCACAGCUGUAGCCACGGAGGACGGCGCCACCACUGGGCCAGACAGCCUGGAGCAGAUGAAGGCCAUCUACACCAGCUUCCUGACCAACUCUUACUGGUCGUCUCUGAACCUCAACCUCACCCAGCCGCCAGCGGUGGAGAAACCUCCACGCAGCCACAGCAGCAGCAGCAGCAGCAGUAGCAGCAGUUGUGGCAGCAAUGGCAAUGGUUACGACUGGCACCAGUCCGCCGUGGCCAAGACCCUCCAGCAGGUCUCUCAGAACCAGAACCGGCUCAACCACCCUGCAGUGGAGCAAAACAACCUGUUCAGCACCGUGCAGCUCUACCGUCAGAGCACGAAGCUCUACGGCUCCAUCUUCACAGGUGCCAGUAAGUUCCGCUGCAAGGACUGCAGUGCUGCCUACGACACGCUGGUGGGGCUGACUGUACACAUGAAUGAGACAGGCCACUACCGCGAUGACAACCACGAGACCGACAGCGACGGCACCAAGCGCUGGUCCAAGCCACGUAAACGAUCCCUCCUGGAGAUGGAAGGGAAAGAAGAUGCUCAGAAGGUCCUGAAGUGUAUGUACUGUGGACAUUCCUUUGAGUCUCUGCAGGACCUCAGUGUCCACAUGAUUAAGACAAAACACUACCAGAAAGUGCCUCUGAAGGAGCCAGUGACUCCUGUGGCAGCCAAGAUCAUCUCCUCCGCCCGGAAGAGAGCCCCCAUUGAGCUCGACAUCCCCAGCUCCCCAGACUCCAAUGGGUGCACCCCCAAACCCUCCCUAAAUGACCCUUAUGACGCCCUCCAGAAGGCAUCCAACCCCUACAUCACCCCAAACAACCGUUACGGACACCAGAAUGGAGCCAGUUAUGCAUGGCAGUUCGAGUCCAGGAAGUCCCAGAUCCUGAAAUGCAUGGAAUGUGGCAGCUCCCACGACACACUUCAGGAGCUAACAGCACACAUGAUGGUGACCGGUCACUUCAUCAAGGUCACAAACUCUGCCAUUAAGAAAGGCAAGCCCAUCAUGGAGUCACCCCCAACACCCAUCCCCAUCAUCUCUGCAGGUGAGGAGAAAUUCCAGUCUGUGCCACUGGCAGCCACAGCAUUCUCCCCACCUCCUCCACCCAUACCUCCUCCCUCUAGUGUUUCCCCUGCCAUGGCUGUGGAGAUUAAGAAGGAGGAGAAGGAAGAGGAAUGUAUGAAGGAAACCGCUAACAGCAGCAAAGACAAGAAGACCGGAGAUGAUGAGACAGAGGAGAAAUUUGAUAUCUCCUCCAAAUACUCUUACUUAACAGAGGAGGAUCUGGAGGAGAGCCCUAAGGGAGGGUUUGACAUCCUGAAGUCCUUGGAGAACACAGUGACAUCAGCCAUCAACAAAGCACAGAACGGUGCUCCCAGCUGGGGAGGCUACCCCAGCAUCCAUGCUGCAUACCAGCUCCCAAACAUCAUGAAGCUCUCACUGGCCAACUCAGGGAAGAGCUCAGCCCUGAAGUACAUGUUCCCUGGAGGAGAGACCCUUUUCCAAAAUGCCAAAAACCAACCUCUGAUCUCCCCGCCCAGCCGCCAGACCUCUCCUCUCCCCAAAAACAACUUCCACGCCAUGGAGGAGCUGGUGAAGAAGGUGACUGAGAAAGUAGCCAAGGUGGAGGAAAAGAUGCGGGAGCCCAGUGUAAGGGCGUCCCCAAUGAGACAAGCCACACCCUCCCCCUGCAGCAGCGAGGCCGGGGAGUCAGCCAGAGGGGAGUCCCCUAAAGGGAGGAGAGGGUCUAAAACCCCCGAGAGCAUCGGAGGAGGCAGCCACAAAGACUGUAACGGUGACGCCAAUAUGAAGGAGUCGCUGGAGAAUGGAAUGGAGUCUGCUGUCAAAUCCCCCAUCUCUGCCUUGUGUGGCGGCACAGCCAUUAUUACAGACCACCCGCCAGAGCAGCCCUUCGUCAAUCCUCUAAGUGCUCUUCAGUCCGUGAUGAACGUCCACCUGGGUAAGGCAGCCAAGCCUGCUCUGCCGUCCCUGGACCCCAUGAGCAUGCUCUUCAAGAUGAGCAACAGCCUGGCAGAGAAGGCAGCGGUCGCCGCUUCCACCCCAGCUCAGACCAAAAAAAACAACGAGCACUUAGACCGCUACUUCUACCACGUCAACAACGACCAGCCAAUAGACCUGACCAAAGGCAAGAAUGAAAAGAGUAGCUCCCUGGGUUCAGCUGCCCUGUCGUCAUCCACAUCAACACCCUCCUCGGGCUCCCCCUCCUCCACAGCCACCAUGGCCAAGGCCUCGUCCGCUGUGGCCUCGUUCAUGUCCAACUCCCCGCUGCGUGAGAACGCCCUGUCUGACAUAUCAGACAUGCUGAGAAACCUGACAGAGAGUCAAGCUUCCAAGUCCUCCACGCCCACCAGCCUGUCGGAAAGGUCUGACCUCGAGGGUUCCACUCAAGAGGAGCUAGAGGAGAUCUCUCCAGCCCAGAAACGCAAGGGCCGGCAGUCCAACUGGAACCCUCAACACCUGCUGAUCCUACAGGCCCAGUUUACUGCCAGCCUCCGGCAGACUGGCGAUGGAAAGUUUGUGAUGUCAGACCUGAGCCCCCAGGAGAGGAUGCACAUCUCCCGUUUCACAGGCCUCUCCAUGACGACCAUCAGCCACUGGCUGGCCAACGUCAAGUACCAGCUGAGGAGAACCGGAGGGACGAAGUUCUUAAAGAACCUGGACUCAGGCCACCCAGUGUUCUUCUGCAGCGACUGUGCUUCUCAGAUCCGUUCCCCCUCCACCUACGUCAGCCACUUGGAGUCUCACCUGGGCUUCAGACUCCGAGACCUGGCCAAACUGUCUGGAGAGCAGCUUGUCAGCCAGAUCUCACGUCACGCCAAAAGCCUGUCCGAAAAACUGCUCUCCAACCACUCCCACUCCAACCCUCACUCCCACUCCCACGCCCACUCCCCAUCUCCCUCCCCUGACGAGGACGGCAGCAGCACCUCGUAUCAGUGCACGCUCUGCAACCGGACUUUUGCAAGCAAGCACGCAGUCAAGCUCCACCUGAGCAAGACCCAUGGGAAAUCCCCAGAGGACCACCUUAUGUAUGUGUGUGAGCUUGAGAAACAGUAGCACUAAGCUGUGGACAUGCUGCACUCUCUCUCUCUCUCUCUCUCUCUCUCUCUCUCUCUCUCUCUCUCUGGUCCCGUUCUCUCUUGGUCUAUCUUUAGCCUUUCACAGACAUUUCUUUCAAAAAAAAAGGACUAAAAACUAUUAAGUGAUGAAACUGCACAAAGAUGCCGUGGAACUACUGUUUAGUUUCGGCACAUGGUUUCUGAUUUUCUUUAAAAGGGAGACUCACUCUGGCCCAAGAAGCUUUUGUUUGUUUAUGCUCUCCUUUUUAUGAAAAGACGGUCAUUUUCUAAAUGUGCAGUGUUGAAGAAAGAGGUGCUGUUGUCACUGAUAAAACAAAUGAAGGUUGAACAAUAUUUUAAAAUGAAGUGGUAUGUAUUUGAAAGUUGUGUAAAUUGGAUUUGAUUUCUUUAUAUUCUGGCAUCCUUUGAGAUGCGAUAAGCUGCAUGCAUAAAUGAAACAGUUUAGUUGAACAUUUGGUUAACUAAAUCUGGUGCACUUUUCUUUUCUCUCUCUUUCCCUCUCUUUUUGUUAAUGUGAUCUUUAUGUGCUGGUGUCAGCAUCUGAAAUUUAACCCUCUGAGUACGGCCAAAGCACUUCUACCCGAAUGAUCCCAAAACCCUUCUCAAAACAAACUAUUUUAGAUUGGAAUUGACCAAGCUAUUGUGUGGUUUGUAAGCUGCACAGUGAAAGCACCACGUCCCUGUCCAACAGCCAAUCUCUAAAGAUGCAUCGUACGUGAUGCAAAAUCUCAAUCUGAACUCGUUUACUUUGUUUAAUCAGGGGCCUCUAUGAAUUCAGGUCUGUGUAAAAAUGUAUCUAAAAACAUAUAUACUAAUUCCUGUCUAAAUUAUGCAUCAUUUUUAUAUUUUUAAUUUAAGAGGAGUAUGACUGUCUACUGGUGCACAAUAUAUGAAGACAUGAAUGAAAUUGUUUUGCACAAUAGUUUUGUAAAAUAUGUUAUUUAAUCCAAUGAUAUGAAAAUAAGAGGAACAAAAUGACCCAGAACUCUUUUAUUUCCACCUCGUGCUCAAAGGGUUAAACCUCUAGUACAAGACAGUACAUGUGCCGGUAUUUGAACGUUAAAAAGACAAAAGGUUGUACAACAGAUGUUACUUUAUGAAGUAAUGGAGAAUUCCACACGUUUUAUUUAUAAGCACUCUUGGUUGUUGUUUCAUAUCGUAGGAUGCCUUUUGGAUUGGUAUUUCUUUCUUUUUUUUCUCUGUCUAAUUACUCUCCCACAAUUCCGCACUGCAGCGUUAUCUUUUGGGGAUAUGAAAGGUAACCAUAGUUACCUCACCUCUGAUUGACAGUUCUGCUCCAUUUUUUUGGCAGUUCAUUUGCUGAAGUAACUGACAGCUGCCAGUGUAAGGAAAUCUUAAGUGUAAAAUAUUGGCAUGUAAACAGCACAGACACUGUUAUGCAUUCUGUGCCGUGUUUUUGUUGUUGUUGUUGUUGUUGUUGACAAUGAAGCACCCAUUAUAUGACUUCAUAUAACCUUUUUUUCUACUGCAGCAUUAAAAGGAAACCGUUUUUUUUUUUUUUUGCAAUAACACUGUGUGUCGUGGCUCACGAUUAUGUAGGUGCUGUGCGUUUUCUAAUGAGCACAUUAAACUGAAAAUUGUUUCUGGC